AUGAUAAGCCACCCUGUCAUUUCCAAGUAUUCCGCAAUCUACAGAUUUGAAAAAUCUUCAAGAAACUUUUCUGACUACGAAAAGGACGUAGAGCUCGAUCCCGAGACCAGAAAAGAGCUUCAAAGAAAGGCAAAUAUUGGUACAAUGAUCGAAGAGAUCAAAAAGCUAGUUCCUAACAUCCUCGGGAAGCUGCUUCCAAAAUCGAUAAUAUCUCCUGAGAUAUCGCUUCGCAUCUGUCCUCUGCACUUUGACGAGUUCAAUGCCUACUUGCCCAACCUCAAGGGCCAUGUCACCUACUAUGCCACAUGUAAGGCCAUCCAAUUGUUCAUGACUUCUGUAGUGCUAAGUCCGAAAGUGCAGCUUCAUAUCCAGCAAAUCCGUGUGUCGACACUGCCGGAUCCCUGGGCUGUUUAUGCUGAUACUACCAAGAUUCACGUGAGGUGGUCUACAUGUUCUGAAGGAUGCUUCCAUCUUUCUAAUGAUCUCCAGGAGAGUGUCAAAGAUGAUGGAACAAACGUGGAAGAGAACUUCCAGCUGACUUCAGCCGCAAAACUCGGUGCUCACCGUUGGUCAAAGCUAGACACUAUGAAAAUCCUCAGGGAACAGGAUUCGCCUGGCGGAAUUUCGAAAACAUUACCAUCAAUCACAUCCACUUUAGCUCGACUUCCAGCUGCUCUUAUUGGUCUCACCAAAGAGAACAAGAAGCUAGAAAGAGUCAUUUCUGGUAUCUUCAUCUUUGAGUUGAACGAAGACAAUGACAAAAUCAUAGUGCACACUAUUGAGAACGUAGACGUCAUAGAGAGGUUCGAAGCUGAAGAUAUCGACAGCGAGCUCAGAGUGUGUUAG
This is a messenger RNA of Scheffersomyces stipitis CBS 6054, 846 nucleotides long. RefSeq lists its product as uncharacterized. The transcript has a single exon. Bases 1 to 846 code for a protein of 281 amino acids. The record is from RefSeq and is a predicted model, not a curated record. NCBI's taxonomy places the organism in Eukaryota, Fungi, Ascomycota, Pichiomycetes, Serinales, Debaryomycetaceae.